UCUCUCUCUCAGAGCCCCAAGUUGCUUGGAAACGCUCGGGCUGACGGCAGAGAGAGAGAGAGAAACAUGGACAGCCGCCCCUGUUAACCCUUCUUCUGUUUCUUUUUCUUCACUUCUUCUUCCUCUUCUUCUUCUUCUCCUCCUCCUCCUCCUCCUCUAUCUGCAACUCGUUGGAGUCUCUGAUACCAACAUACCAUCUCAGAUUAUGUUACGAACAAAGCAGGUCGGUACACUCUCUCAGUCUGCUAGGCUUUUCCUCAGUGGGUCACGGAAUGGUGCAGCAGAUGGAAGUUCAUGCACUUCUUCUGAAGAUGAACCUUUUAUUUCCAGAAGGCAGGAUACAAGAAAUGAAGUGCAACAUUCAAAAACACCAUCCACCUUAGUACCCAAAAGUUCUGUAACUGUAGGCUCUCUGAUUUCUGGAGAUUCAGUAAAAGUGGUGAAUGCACACAAAACACCACCCACCUUAGUGCCGAAAAGUUCUGUAACUGCAGGCUCUCUGAUUUCUGGAGAUGCAGUAAAAGUGGUGAAUACACACAAAACCAAUAGUGCUGAGUAUCCAGUUUCUCUGCCACAAGUUAUUGGUGUCAAUUAUCCUAGUAGUAUUGAUCCUGCUCAUAAUGACAUUACACAUUCAUCACCUCCUAUUGCCGACCAGUUUGUUAAGGCUGGUAUUGCGGCUGUUAGUUUUCUGUCUGAUUUAGCAAACUAUAAGAUUCCUAUGUCAGAUGGGAGUGGAAUGCUUAGUUCAUCUCAGAAUUCUAUGAUAGAUCGGACAAGGCCCUAUUCCAACAUCAAAUCCUCAAAUGUAAAAGCUUUUAAAAAAGACAAAAACCAGGAAAAAGCAUCUGCUGAGACAGAAGCAGGGUCAAUUCCUACAAGUAGCUUUCAUGGUACAAAAGUUAGAGGUGAAAAAUCUGGUUCGGUCAAAGUAGUGAAUCAUACUCCAAAUAGUAGGACAGGAAAUUCACAAGAGGCUCAUGGUAUCUGUCCAGAAUCUGGUGACAGGAAAAGGUCUAUGCCUCAAAGACCAAAAGAUUAUUCAAAUGACUUCAUGGCAAAUGUAAGGACAUCGGAGGGAAAGGUUGUGGGGAACUCAGGUGUUUGCAGGGGGCCAAGAGAGACACAAAUGCCAAAAGGAGUUGCUCCAAUAGCUAGGCAGUCUAGCUCUGGGCAUGUGGUUGAAAGUGUUUCUCGGAUAUUGCAACAACUAAGGUGGGGUCAUGCAAUGGAAAACGCACUGGGGAAACUCAACUACUCAAUCGAUGCCUAUCAAGCAAACCAGGUACUUAAGCAGCUGAAAGACCAUGAUGUUGCUCUUAAUUUUUUCUAUUGGUUGAAAAGACAACCGGGAUUCAAGCAUGAUGGGCACACCUACACCACCAUGGUUGGCAUCCUUGGCCGUGCCAGGAAAUUCAGGGAAAUAAACAAGUUGCUUGACCAGAUGGUCAUGGAUGGAUGUCAGCCAAAUGUUGUGACGUACAACCGUCUUAUUCAUAGUUUUGGUCGGGCAAAUUAUUUGAAUGAAGCUGUUGAUGUUUUCAACCAGAUGCAAGAAGUAGGGUGUCAACCUGACCGUGUCACGUAUUGCACACUCAUUGAUAUCCAUGCAAAAGCUGGGUAUCUUGAUGUUGCCAUGGACAUGUAUCAGAGGAUGCAAGAGGCUGGGCUUUCUCCAGACACGUUCACUUAUAGUGUCAUCAUCAAUUGCCUUGGCAAAGCAGGCCAUUUAGCCGCCGCCCACAAGCUAUUCUGCGAGAUGAUUAGUCAUGGCUGUGUGCCUAACUUGGUGACUUAUAAUAUUAUGAUUGCCUUGCAUGCCAAAGCGAGGAACUACCUGAGUGCAUUACAGCUUUAUGGUGACAUGCAAAAUGCUGGAUUUGAGCCAGACAAAGUAACUUACAGCAUAGUUAUGGAGGUCCUUGGUCAUUGUGGUUAUCUAGAAGAAGCCGAGGCUCUUUUCUUUGAAAUGCAACAAAAGAACUGGGUUCCUGAUGAGCCUGUAUAUGGUCUUCUGGUGGACUUGUGGGGUAAGGCUGGGAAUGCAGAAAAGGCUUGGGGGUGGUAUCGAGCCAUGCUCGAUUCAGGUUUGUGCCCCAAUGUGCCGACAUGCAACUCCCUGCUCAGUGCUUUCCUUAGGGUACACCGACUGUCUGAUGCAUGUAACUUGUUACAGAGCAUGCUCAAUUUGGGUCUACACCCAUCUUUGCAAACUUACACCUUGCUCCUCAGUUGUUGUACGGAGUCCCAAACAUCAUAUGACAUGGUAUUUUGUUGUGAGCUUAUGGCUGUCACUGGCCACCCAGCACAUGCAUUCCUACUAUCCAUGCCAGCAGCAGGACCUGAUGGCCAGAACGUGAGAGAUCAUGUCAGCAACUUCUUAGACCUUAUGCACAGUGAAGAUAGAGAAAGCAAGAGGGGACUUGUGGACUCAGUGGUCGAUUUUCUUCAUAAGACGGGGCUCAAGGAGGAAGCUGGAUCUGUUUGGGAGGUGGCUGCUCAGAAGAAUGUUUAUCCAGACGCAGUUAAAGAGAAAAGCUCGUCUUAUUGGCUUAUAAACCUCCACGUUAUGUCAGAUGGAACUGCCGUAACUGCUCUAUCUAGGACGCUCGCCAGGUUUCGCCAACGGAUACUUGUGUCAGGGAUUUGUCCCAACCGCAUUGAUAUUGUGACAGGAUGGGGGCGAAGGAGUCGGGUGACGGGAUCUUCUCUGGUGAGGCAGGCAGUGCAGCAGUUGCUGCACAUUUUCAGCUUUCCUUUUUUCACUGAACAUGGUAAUUCUGGAUGUUUUGUAGGGUGUGGGGAGCCUCUUAAUAGAUGGUUGCUCCAAUCUUAUGUGGAGAGGAUGCAUUUGCUGUAGCUGAGUUAUGUUUUUCAGUCUUUGUACUUAAACUCCAGUUUUGUUGUGGAAGAGGAACUUGCAUAUCCUUCCUCAGAGGCAUUGGUAUGUAUUUGAAUUAUGAUGUUCUGUUAAUUUAAAUUCAGGUUGUUCUUUUUACCUGUGG
Molecule: messenger RNA, 3005 nt
Organism: Ilex paraguariensis (yerba mate)
Lineage: Eukaryota; Viridiplantae; Streptophyta; Magnoliopsida; Aquifoliales; Aquifoliaceae
Source: the annotation of a GenBank genome assembly